Messenger RNA from Homalodisca vitripennis (glassy-winged sharpshooter), 851 nucleotides. Its product is annotated as gamma-glutamylcyclotransferase-like. The record is from RefSeq and is a predicted model, not a curated record. NCBI's taxonomy places the organism in Eukaryota, Metazoa, Arthropoda, Insecta, Hemiptera, Cicadellidae. Gene Ontology annotation, molecular function: gamma-glutamylcyclotransferase activity. The transcript is spliced from 3 exons. Bases 292 to 810 code for a protein of 172 amino acids.
AAGCAUCAGGUGAUGAUGAUGUAUCACAGCAUGGGACUGACGAUACAGACGGAAAAAUAAUUUUUGUAUCUUUAUAAAAAUGAUUAGUUUUAUUUAGUUCUUUAAAUGUUAUCAUUAAUGACUUAUUAAAUUGAUUCACUUCGCAUCGUCUAUUCAUUCUGUUGUGGCUACAAUAGCAUACAUAAUUUUGUAUUGUGAGGACCGAUGUUUGCUAUUCUGCUUGGAUGUUCUCGUAAUUAUAGUUUUUAAUGUAAUUUCUUUAGCACUUAUUUUUGUUUGUUGUAGGUUAUAAUGAGUUCGACAUUUUUGUAUUUUGCUUAUGGCAGCAAUUUGCUGAUGAAGAGAAUCCACAUCAAUAACCCAUCUGCUUCAAGGAUUGGCAUUGGAAAAUUAAAGCAUUACAGGCUAGACUUCAACUACAAGUCCAAGAGAUGGGGAGGUGCAGCUGCUACUAUAGUGCCUGACAGUGGCAGCUGUGUGUGGGGAGCAAUGUGGGAGAUUCACAACAAUAAUAUGUCUUCAUUAGAUAGGCAGGAAGGUGUGUCACAGGGGGUAUACGAAGUGGUGACCGCGUCUGUGGAACGGCCAGAUGGCGCGACGGUACAGUGUCGCACAUAUCAGUUGGUGGACCAACCCCCGGCCUUGAGCGAAGGGGAGAGUCUGCCUCCACACCGACAACCCAGCAAGGUGUACAUGGACACCAUUGUGGCGGGGGCCGAGGAGAGCGGUCUACCCGCCUACUACAUCGAACAACUCCGGAACAUUCCAAAUAAUGGCUAUAGUGGCCCUGUCGAUCAUCACGCUGACUGAUCAUGGUGUUCUUCCAAAUAUAUUGUGAUAUUUACAACUAA